Miscanthus lutarioriparius is the source of this 1881-nucleotide messenger RNA. The record is from the annotation of a GenBank genome assembly. NCBI's taxonomy places the organism in Eukaryota, Viridiplantae, Streptophyta, Magnoliopsida, Poales, Poaceae.
AUGCCGGCGAUGUCACGGCUGGGCCAGCAGCGAUGCCGGCGAGUGGCGACAACCUCAAGCCCCAUCCAUAAGCCUUCCUUCAUCUGCAUCUCGCCGUCUAGGAUUGGGACUCGUCCCUUCUUGAACCGUGCUGCAAUGGGGCGCGACCCAUCCAUAAAUGGGACGUCAACCCAUCUUGUACCCAUACCUCGAUUUGGGUCGGCGUACCUGAAACCUUUCCAAGAGGAUUUGGUAGCGCUGCUGCAUCCACAGGCCAGAUUGAUUCCUAUGGCUUCUGAGGAAACCAACUCAAAGAAGAAGAAAGAGGAGGAAUGCAUCAUAAACUGCCUUCCAGGUGACCUCGUUGAGCGGAUAUUUUUGAGGCUUUCAGUGAGCACUUUGCUGAGAUGCACUGAAGUCUGCAAGCAGUGGCACAAAGUCAUCCGAGACCCCCAGUUCAUCACAGCACACCUUGAGCAAGCUCCCCGUUGUGCCCUCCUAUUCUUUCCACAAGAGUCGGUUCAUGGCAAGCCCUACCCUAGUGAUGCUAUUGUCUUUGAUGAAGGCUGGUCCCAGUCAACAGUGGCCGUGCCAGUGAUUGGGCCGGAUGAUUUUCUUUGCGGCUCAUGCAAUGGGCUUCUCUGCUUAUACACAAAGGCAUCAACAAUCAAGAUUGCUAACCUUGCAACCGGUGAAUGCCUGCAUCUUGACAAACCUAUAAAAAAUUUGAAGGGUGAUCACUUCUCUUUCUACCGUUUUGGAUUUCACCCCGUCACAAAAGAGUACAAAGUUACACACUUUCUUGGUGAGCAUCACAACAAUUCUCAAGGAACCUUUAAUGUCAUUCAAGUUUACACGCUUGGGAGUGACAAAUGGAAAGAUGUUAGAAGUUCUGAAGAUCUAAGCUUAAGCUGUGUGAAGAACUCUGGUGUAGUGAAUACCGAUGGAGCGAUGUUUUGGCUAACUGAAGAUGCCGAAGCUAGCUGGAAGCAUGCUGUUAUAUCUUUUGAUCUAAGUGAAGAAAGUUUUGCACGGAUACAGCUGCCAGAUUCUACACUUGGAGGUUAUCGUCGGUACUGGAUCACAGAGAUAAAUGGGAAGGUAUGUAUAGCGACUGCCGAAGUCCACCAGCACUGGCCCAGAAUGCUUUCUGGUAAGCUGCAGAUCUGGACAUUGUGUAGCAAACUAGAGUCAAGCUGGAGCCAGAUGUACAGCCUUCGGUACACACAUAAUUACCUUCCGGGUCCACAUUUUGUUCACUGGGAUAAGAUCAUGAUGCAGUCUAGUUUAGGUGAUCUAUGUUCGCAUGAGUUGUUUGGCAAGGGCUGUGGGACUAAGUUAAGCAAACGGGUGAAGCUGCUGAAUUUCAGCCCCCACAAACCAGAUAAUGUGCAAUCCUUUAUAUGUGUGAAGUCACUUGUAAGAUUAGAUGCAUACAAGAAGGUUCGUAUCGUGCAUGGAUCGAAACAGCAGGGUGGCUGGGGAUUGAAGAAAUGGGAGGCGUGGGAGCGUGAUAUUUGCGGUGUAGAGAAUGUGUGGAAAAAGGUCUAUAAGUUGGAGCGGAACUCAUUGGCAGUUGCACAACAUCUGGCCACAGCAGCCAAGAUGGUCUUGCAGCGUGUGCCAGAUGAGGUGACUCGGCAGCAAAUAGCAAUGGAAAUCGAUCAGACAUUGCAGCAUCUGCCAGAUUUUUCUGAUCAGCAUCGAAGGCCUCAGCGGCGUCUUAAUUGGGUUGCAUGGAAGCGGGAUGAUGAGAAGUUAGCAGCUCGUGUGAAUAGAUUAAAGGAUAUAACCAAGGCUAUGGGGAAGGUAGCUGAUGGCAUCCACAGCGCUUUAAGUGAUAUGCUGAAUCAUCUUCAGCGCAUAUCGAAGGAUGCUGCCGAAAUUUCAAAUGAAUCAUGA